Messenger RNA from Adineta steineri, 3296 nucleotides. The record is from the annotation of a GenBank genome assembly. Lineage: Eukaryota; Metazoa; Rotifera; Eurotatoria; Adinetida; Adinetidae.
AUGACGGAUGAUUUUGGUCAUGAUUGUUUCUAUUCAACAAUAACUACGAAUGUCGAUUUAUACGAAAACAUUUAUAUAAUUGAGCAAAUUGUUGAAUAUUGUAUUCGAACACCUUCGAAUGAAAUAAUCGAUAUUAAUGAAAAAGCAAUAUCAUCUAAAUUAACGUUUGAUGAAUUAAAAAAGAAUAAUAUAACUUCUACAAAUCUAAUGGAAUGGUCGAGUCCUAUUGAUCUUAUCGAACGUUAUGAAUACUUUUUGCAAAUGAACACAUCUUCAUCAACUGAAGUAUUUUAUAAUUGUACUCUACCAUGGUUUGGAUCAUUUUGUCAAUAUAGGUUUGUUCUAAAUCAAUCAUUUUCAUCUUUUAUUCAAAUGAGAAUUAACGAGCCUAAGUUGUUUGAUAAAAAUAUGACAUUAACUUGCUAUAUGCAUAUAAAAUGUGAUAAUCAUUCAUUUCUAACCUGCCUUGAUUGGCGUGAAAUAUGUGAUGGUAAAGUCAAUUGUCUUGAUGGUGGUGAAGAUGAAAAAUAUUGUGUUGAACUAGAAAUAAAUCAAUGUGAGGAAAAUGAAUAUCAAUGUCAAAAUGGUAUGUGUGUAAACGAAGAAUUCCUUUUGGAUGAAGAUAUUUCACAAAUGAAAAUUCUUAGUCCAGAGUGUUUGGAUGGAUCGGAUGAAGUUCGAUGUAAAGGCGUGUUUUUAUGCGCGAGAGACUCAUCUUUUAGAUGUGAAGAUGUUCUUUGUCCACAAUAUACUGAUUUUAGCUGUGCAAAUGGAAAUUGUCGUACUUCAAACGGACCUCGAGCAAUUUCUGAAUGCACAAAUAAUCGAGAUCGAGCACUUAACUAUCUACUUGACUGGGACAAUAUUAUGGAUAUGGAAUAUCCUCGUUGUUUUAAAACUCUAAUGUGUGCAUUAUACCCAGCGUUAUCGAAGAACUUUGAUAGAUAUUGCAAAAACUUCUGCAAUAAUACACAAGAAUGUAAAAUAAGAACUGUUAAAGAUUGCCCACCAGCGUUCAUCGCACCUACGUUUACAGUAUGGGAUGGUCAUGUAAGAUUUGGUUAUUUUUCUAAUACAACAUCAAUGAAAAUCUCAGGAUAUGAACCUGACUUUAUAUGUUAUAACAAAAAUCGUUGUCCAUUUCUCAUUUCAACAUUCACACUCGAUAAUCAUACAUGUAUACAUACUAAUCAACUCAAUUUAUCAUUAUUUAAUACCGUGUAUGAUAUUUUUAGAACAUGUAAUCAAUACUCUCAAAAUGAUAAUGAGAAUAUUUGCCAGGAUUCAACAACUACUGUACGUUGUUUAGGAACGAAUAAAUGUAUACCUAACCGUCGAAUCAUGGAUGGAUUUGCAGAUUGUUAUGAUGGUUUUGAUGAGUCAAUUGCAGCUAACUCGUGUGCAUUGAAUAAUAAACAUCGUUUUCAAUGCACAUCUGAACAGAAAUGUGUCUCACCUACUCUUGUAAAUGAUAAAAAGACACAAUGUAUUGGUGGAGAAGAUGAGAGUUUCAUUGGUAACAUCGUAACUAAUAUUUAUCAACUUCCUUUUUCUGCUUUUUGUAAUAAUUGGACUGAUAUAGUUUCUAUAGGAAAUGAGACUGAUGAAACUCAUUGUGAACAAUGGCCAUGUGUAAAUCAAUAUACACGUUGUAACACCAGAUGGAAUUGUGAAAAAGGAAUUGAUGAAAUUAAUUGCUCAUCAAAUUUUCAAUGCCCUGCAAAUCAUCAUCCUUGUUUGUCUCCAAUGAGCCGCAAGAUGGAUUGUUUACAUAUAAAUCGUAUUGAAGAUGGGAUUAUUGAUUGUCUUGGGUCAACAGAUGAACGAUCUCAUUGUAGAUUAGAACAUCCAGAAAAUGUUUGGGUACGUUAUCGUUGUUGGAAUGACACAAAAUGUGUUUUAUCUAAGGCUGCCUGCAAUUCUUGCGAUGAGUCCAGCAAAUACGAUCAAAUAUGUGGUUUAGACAAUGACAAAACUCAAGACAUUAUGAACUAUUUAGAUUCUAUAGAGGAUAUUGGUACUCUCAGAAGACAGCCAUUCUCUCAUAAAUCAUCACGUAGUUUUCCUCCAGUCCAAUCGUCAUUACCCAUUCAUAAGCAAACACAAAAUGGUAUAAUAAAAACAGAGAAAAUAUCAACUAUUAACCAUCAUAAUGAUCCAAGAUUAUGGUUAUGCAAUAAAGGGUUUGUAAUUCUUAUUGGUAAAAAUGAAACAGAACAAUGUCUUUGUCCAGAGAGUUAUUAUGGUGAUCAGUGUCAAUAUCAAAAUCAACGUGUUAGUCUCACUAUUCGAUUACGUCAAGAAAAUUUAAACAAGUUAAAUGUAAUUGGUAUUAUUAUUAGACUUGUUGAUCAUACUGGUUUUGUUCAUUCCUAUGAACAAAUUACAUACAAAUCUGUAAUUAAUUGUAAUACGAAAUAUAAUAUGCAUCUUCUUUAUCAAAAUCGUCCAAAAGAUAUGAGGAAGAAUUAUACAAUCUAUAUUGAUGCAUAUUAUAAAAUAAAUCUUACUUAUCUUACAAGUUGGAUAUUUCCAGUUAAAUUUCUUUUUAUGCCUGUGAAUCGUAUGAGUGUUCAAUUGAAAAUUCCAACAAAACAAAGUUGUCAUUUAGUUUGUAGUGAUAAAUACCUAAAAUCAUUAAUAAAUGAUAAUACUCAAUCAUGUCGAUGUUCUAAUUGGAUGAAUUCAAUUUCUACACUACAAAACAGAUGUAACUGUGCGUUAGAUUCGAUCUGCGUUGGUUUUAAAGAAAAUCGAUCAAUUUGUCUGUGCCGUUUAAAUAAAACAGGACCUCGUUGUUAUCUUAAUUCAAUCUGUCAAAUGAAGAAUAUAUGUAUGAAUAAUGGUAUCUGUGUACCACAUGAUUCUCGACAAUCUUUAAAUAACUUCGCAUGUGUUUGUCCCAAUGGAUUUUCUGGCGAACUUUGUGAAAAGACAGAUGUAAGAAUAGACAUCUCAUUUUCUAAUGUGGAAACUCCACAAUCUUUACUCGUUCAUUUUAUUAAUGUUAUAUCACAUCGUGAUUCGAGCGAUAAAACAGAACCGAUUCAAGUAACUAUGUUUAAGAAAAUUCUAUUCAAUCAAAAAACAAUAACUUUUAAUAUGUCAUUACCCUUUCAUCUUGUUUUCGUUGAAUUUGAGCAUAUGUAUUAUCUUCCUGUUCUUCAACAUUAUUAUACAUCUUCAGCUGUUAUUUCUACACAAAUUUCUCCAUCACAACGCUGUCCACACAUUCAAGAAGUAUUAGAUGAAGUUAUAGUUGGAUAUCCACAUCUUCGUCGUGUAAAAUAUUAUCA